AUGAAUCCGAGCGCAGGUUCAAAUUCCAAAGCACUUAAGGCCACAGAAAUCACUCUUCCUCACUGUUCCUCUUCAAAUUCAAAUGCACCGCCACCAACUACUUCUGGUGAUCUUUGGUCUGAACUCUUUGCCGCUGAAACGCACCACCAUCAACAAAUCCAGGUCGUUUACCACCGAAGAAACCUUCGCAAUAACCACAAUGAUUCCAACUCAACGGCUUCCGAUUCUAGUCGACCGCGUCUGUGUCGGGUGAGUUUGGCCGAUCCAAACAAGCGAGUCAGUUGGAAUCGUUCUCUUUCCACCAGAGGAAGGACAAGUAUAGCGGUGGGUGCUUGUCUGGUUUACCAGCCUCAGUUGAAGCAGGACAAAAGAAAAGGGAAACCUGCUCUUCCCAAAGGUAAGUUUGUUCAGCCGCCAAACUUUGAAAAGGAGAGGCUAUACUUUCAAGAGGUUGAUGCUUUUGAGUUGUUGGAGGAGAGCCCCUCACCCAAGAAAGUUGGCACAUGGAACUCAGGCAAUAUGGCAGAAGAGGGCCCAAUACCAGCUCCAUGCUCCAGAUUAGAAAAAUGGUUACACUCCAGAACAUUAAACCCCAUCUCUGGUCCCUCGAGCACACUGUCCAAGAUAUUAGAUACUCCAGCCACGACUUUGGGAACUAUUCAUGAUAUUGAUUUGAAUUCUUUAGACUUGAGAACAUUGGAGCGAACUGAGCUUAAAUCACUUCUGCAUACUGUCAAAACUGGAGACAAGAAAAGUUUAAUAAAUGACAGUCUUAUUAAGAAUGAAAUUAAUUUGCAUACAAAUGAUAAGAAGCUGUUUGCUCACAAUGAAGGAUACGAAGAGAUUGAAGAUGCUGUUAGGAAACUUUCUCUGGCAUCGACAUCAUCUUUGGUAGACGGUGACCAUAUUAAUCCAUUUUCUGCUUUAUUAGAAAUUUGUGGACAGUCUGUACCUUCAACAUUACGAGAUAUGUUCUCUAGGUAUUGGGAAGGCAUUUUUUCUUUUUACAGUGGUUCAGAAACUAUUGUGAAAGUUGGUGAAGGAACAUUUGGAGAAGCAUUCAAGGUUAACAAUUACGUCUGCAAAAUUGUUCCUUUUGAUGGGGACUUCAGAGUGAAUGGGGAAAUUCAAAAGAGAUCAGAAGAAUUACUGGAGGAAGUGCUUCUUUGCAAAAUUCUCAAUCAAUUGAGAGGAAAAGAUGGAGAUUCGGAUAAUUUAUGCAGAGCAUUCAUAGAUUGCAUAGAAUUUAGAGUAUGUCAGGGUCCUUAUGAUGCAACACUGAUUCGAGCUUGGGAAGAUUGGGAUCUUAAACAUGGUUCAGAGAAUGAUCACCCAAGGGAGUUCCCAGACAAACAGUGUUACAUGGUAUUCGUACAAGAACAUGGUGGCAAGGAUCUUGAAAGUUUUGCGCUCCUGAAUUUUGACGAGGCGAGGACUUUGCUGGUUCAGGUUACAGCUGGGCUUGCUGUGGCUGAGUCUGCGUAUGAAUUUGAACAUCGUGAUCUUCACUGGGGAAAUAUACUUAUCAGCCGAAGUGAUUCUAUAACGUUGCAGUUCACUCUUGAUGGCAGGACAAUGUUGGUCAAAACGUAUGGAUUGAUAAUAUCUAUUAUCGACUUUACUUUAUCAAGAAUAAACACAGGUAAUAGAAUACUGUAUUUAGAUCUUUCUUCUGAUCCUGAACUUUUUAAAGGACCAAAAGGGGACAAACAGUCAGAAACAUAUCGGAGGAUGAAGGAUGUGACUGAAGAUUGGUGGGAAGGACGUUAUCCUAAAACCAACGUGUUAUGGUUGAUCUACUUGGUAGACAUACUCCUCACGAAGAAAUCAUUUGAACGUAGUACAAAGAACGAGAGAGAUCUACGCUCCUUGAAGAAACGUCUUGACAAGUAUAAUUCGGCCAAGGAAGCACUUCUUGACCCCUUCUUCACUGACUUGUUCGUUGAAUCUGAACCAAAAGCUUAAGAAGCUAAAAGCUCUGGUAAAUAC
Messenger RNA from Abrus precatorius (Indian licorice), 1989 nucleotides. RefSeq names its product serine/threonine-protein kinase haspin homolog. Gene Ontology annotation, molecular function: ATP binding; histone H3T3 kinase activity. Gene Ontology annotation, biological process: intracellular signal transduction; protein phosphorylation; mitotic cell cycle. NCBI's taxonomy places the organism in Eukaryota, Viridiplantae, Streptophyta, Magnoliopsida, Fabales, Fabaceae. Gene Ontology annotation, cellular component: nucleus; cytoplasm. The coding region runs from base 1 to 1965 and encodes 654 amino acids. The transcript is spliced from 14 exons. The record is from RefSeq and is a predicted model, not a curated record.